Molecule: messenger RNA, 1743 nt
Organism: Fusarium oxysporum Fo47
Lineage: Eukaryota; Fungi; Ascomycota; Sordariomycetes; Hypocreales; Nectriaceae
Product: gamma-glutamyltransferase
Exons: 3
Coding region: 1-1743 (580 amino acids)
Biological process (GO): glutathione catabolic process
Cellular component (GO): plasma membrane
Molecular function (GO): glutathione gamma-glutamate hydrolase
Source: RefSeq, a predicted model, not a curated record
AUGGCUCGCUUUCCAACUUGGGUUGCUCUGCUGAGCCUAAUUGCGCAAGCUCAUGGCCAUCCAUGCGAUGUGAAGUACCCUCCUCAGACGAAGCCAGCAGAGACCAGGCAAUUCAGCAAAAGCCGCGGCGCCGUUGCCUGUGAGAGUGAGAUAUGCAGUACGAUCGGCAUCAACAUUCUGCGACAGGGCGGCAACGCGGCUGAUGCAAUGGUCGCCACCGUGCUUUGUGUAGGAACAGUCGGCAUGUAUCAUUCUGGCAUCGGAGGAGGCGGCUUCAUGCUCAUUCACAAACCCGAUGGCAAGAAUGAAUCCGUGCCCUACGAAUUUGUCGACUUUCGCGAAACAGCACCUGCAGCAGCUACGGAGAAUAUGUUCAAGAACAACGUGAACGCCAGUAUUUAUGGAGGACAAGCGAGUGGCGUGCCCGGCGAGUUACGAGGUCUAGAACACCUGCACAAGAGCUAUGGUCAUUUACCUUGGUCGAAGCUUGUCCAGCCAGCAAUUGACGUCGCCCGCUAUGGAUUUCCAGUCAACAACGACACCCUCAAGUUCAUGAAGAUGACCUAUACCAAGUCUGAGAACGAGAGCUUCCUGUUAAACGAUCCCGCAUGGGCAAUUGACUUUGCUCCUGCUGGAAGAUUACUCAAAUUCGGUGAGAAGUUGACGCGGAAGAGAUAUGCCGAUACGCUCGAGACCAUUGCUUCCAAGGGAGCCAGUGCGUUCUACGAGGGACCCAUUGCCGAUGCGACUAUCAGGACUUUGAAGCAGAAGAGCGGUAUCAUGACGACGGAUGACCUAAAGAAUUAUUCCGUGGCGAUUCGAGAGCCUUCCCAGAUCAACUACCGAGGUGGAAAGAUCACCAGCGGGUCAGCCCCUUCAAGCGGUGCCGUCGUCGCAGCUUCGUUGAACAUUCUGGACGGUUAUGACUUCCUCGGCGAUCCCAGAAGAGUCAACGAUAGCGCAUAUCUACUUGACGAAGCAUUCAAGUUCGGUUACGGAAUGCGAAGUAAUCUCGGCGAUCCAACCUUUGUCAAAGGUCUGGGUGAGUACCAGGUUCAGAUGUACUCCAACGAUACCGCGCAGGAGAUCCGCGCCAAACUUGACGGGCGUGCUCUUCAAGUUAAGGAUUAUGACCCUAGAGGUCUUGAAAGCUUGGAUACUCCUGGUACUUCGCAUGUCGUUGUCAUGGACAAUUCGGGACUUGCUAUCUCCCUCACGACCACAAUUAACCUAAAUUUCGGUUCGCAAGUCAUUAUUCCCGAGACUGGAGUUAUUAUGAACAAUGAGAUGAACGACUUUAGUAUCCCCGGACAGUCAAACGCAUUUGGAUUCAUCCCCAGCGAGGCCAACUUCAUCAGACCUGGAAAACGACCUCUUUCUAGUAUAAGCACCACCAUUGUCGAAGGACCUGACGGGAAAGUCUCGUUGGUCACAGGCUCUGCUGGUGGCAGUCGAAUCAUAACUGCUACUGUCCAGGUGGUUCUGAAUGCGCUAGAGAGAAACAUGACUGUUCAUGAUGCCCUGGCUGCGCCUCGCCUGCAUGAUCAACUUGAACCGCGACAAGUCACCUUCGAAUAUGCCUACGACAACUCCACGGUUGCUUAUUUGAAGGAAAUUGGUAAUAAUGUCACGUGGGUAGCACCCGGACAAAGCACUGCUCAGGCCCUGAGGAGGUUACUGGAUGGGACAUUUGAAGCUGCUGGUGAGCCUAGACAGGCGAACUCCGGAGGAUUCUCAACUUAA